AUGGAUUAUUCUCUAAGAAAAUCAUCCUUCAAUGGCUCCUCCCAUGGUUCUUCUUCCUCCUUCAAAAAUCGUUCCAAUGGUAGUGAUGACGACGAGUCACCUACACUCACAAUAGAACAUCCCCUUCCUUCACCACACCCCCACCACAUCCACGACGUUGGUGGUAAAAGCCCUUCGUCGCAAGAUGAAUUCAUCGUUAAAAUCGAUCCUCAAGACGAUACCACGGCCAUCAACAACACGACGAGCACUAGCCAUGAUACUCAUGGUACCCUAUGGAGAGGAUCCUCCGAGGAAUUCUCGUUCCCUAAGCCUAUCGACGACACUAUUAAAGACGAAGAUGGACGGACUAGUACAGGGUCCGGAGGGUCAAUACAAAGUGGUCAUCAUGAUCCAACCUCGAAGCUCAUAGGUCAAUUCCUAGAGCAACAAAAGGCUAAAGGUGACAUGUCACUAGACAUGGACAUGGACAUGGAAGAGCUACAACAACAAAAUAAUGAUCAAACUAAAAUUCGACGUCAAGUGUUACAAAGUGGUAGAGGUCUUCCUCCGUUACACCCGGAUUAUUCGAGUUGGAGUCGAAAUCCUAGUGACAUUCAAAGUCCUGAUAUUAGUAGCAACCUACAAUAUAAGAGUACCCCGAAUAAUAACCCUAGCAACAAUGAUAAUGGAUCAAAGGAAACUCGUGUUUCGUUCCACGAGUCCUUAACCUCGGAGUUGGCUAGACGUCCUUCAGCCAUGUAUAGUAACGUGCAAGAUGAUUCUACAUCGUGUAAUUCAUCGAAUUCAAGGGGUGAUGAGAAUCAUUUCGAUGAUAAUAACCAUAAGAAUCAUAACCACAGUUCAGAAAUUCGACGGUCUCCAUCUAAUAAAACAAAUGCAUCAUAUCGAAGAAUGUCAUUAACUAAGACAAGGUCUAGGCUAAUGGAUCCUCCGGCAUCCCCAACAGACCGUUCAGGUGUGAUACCAAAAUCUGGUACGGUCAAUAUGAAGUCGGGUUUCCUAGGAAAGACGGCGCCAAUGUAUGAAGACGACGAUGAUGAUCCUUUCUUAGACGAAGAUGUACCUGAAGAGUUUAAGAGUGUUAAAAUUGGUACCAUGGUUGUCAUUGAAUGGGUAAGUCUUAUUGCAAUAACUGGCGGUUUAAUUUGUAGCCUUGUUAUUCCGAUUUUAAGGAAAAAAACUAUUUGGAAUAUGAAAUUAUGGAAGUGGUUAGUGUUGAUCCUUGUUCUAAUUUGUGGAAGAUUGGUAUCGAAUUGGGGGAUUAGGCUUAUAAUGUUCCUCACUGAGAGAAAUUGUUUGCUACGAAAACGAGUUUUAUAUUUUGUUUUCGGGUUAAGGAAGGCCGUACAAAAUGUUAUUUGGUUAGGUCUUGCACUUAUAGCAUGGUACAUUUUGUUCGAUAAGAGGGCUCUACUCGAGUCUAGGAGUGCAAAACUUAAGAUUGUUACGAAACUCUUGAUCAUAGCCGAAGUUGGGGCUAUUUUAUGGUUGUUAAAGACCUUACUAGUUAAGGUCUUAGCAUCAAAUUUCCAUGUGAAAGCCUUUUUCGAAAGGAUUCAAGACUCGUUAUUUAAUCAAUUUGUAAUUGAGACGCUUUCAGCUCCCCCAGUGUACGAUGAUCAAGGUCAAGAUGAGGAAGAAAUUCAAAAUGUGGGGAUUAGCAUGCCUUUUAACGUGCAAGGUACCGCCUUUGCACGUAGUAAAAGUGGUACAAGUAAUACUAGUACCUUGCAACGAGCACCUAACGGUGGGAGGAUUCAUCAAGGGGUAAAUGCAACAACACCCGUACCAACACCGACACCUAGUAAGAGUCCUAUAGGGUAUAGUUCAAGGUUGUCGGAACCAAAUCAUGAUCCGAAUAAGAAGCAAGAUGAGGGGAUAACAAUUGAUCACUUGCAUAAGCUAAAUCAAAACAAUGUUUCAGCAUGGAAUAUGAAGAGAUUGAUUAAAAUUAUACGACAUGGAGCUUUAACUACGUUGGAUGAACAAAUUGUGGGUGUAACAGCCCAAGAUGAUGAGUCCACGACUCGUAUUAGGAGUGAGGUUCAGGCCAAGGCUGCUGCUAAGAAGAUUUUUCGCAAUGUUGCCAAACCUUUCUCUAGGUACAUAUAUUUGGACGACUUAAUGCGUUUUAUGCGAGAAGAUGAAGCUGAGAGGACAUUGAGUCUCUUUGAAGGGGGUAUCGAAGACGAGAGAAUUAGCAAGAAAUCAAUGAAGAAUUGGGUGGUUAACGCUUUUCGGGAAAGAAGAGCGCUUUCAUUGACACUUGGUGACACAAAAUCAGCUGUUAACAAGCUACAUAAGAUGGUGAAUGUUAUAGUUAGCAUCAUUAUCGUCAUCUUCGGGUUUAUAUUCCUAAACAUCAUUUCGUCACAAUCUCUCUUAUUCUUAAGCUCUCAAGUGGUUGUCGUUGCAUUUGUUUUCGGAAACACUUGUAAGAACAUAUUUGAAUCCAUCGUUUUCUUAUUUGUGAUACACCCAUUUGACGUUGGUGAUCGUUGUGAGAUUGAUGGAAUUCAGAUGGUUGUGGAAGAGAUAAACAUAUUAACAACAGUUUUCUUAAGAUUUGACAAUCAAAAGAUAGUUUUCCCAAACUAUAUUCUCUUAACAAAGCCAAUCAAUAACUAUUACCGUAGCCCUGAUAUGGGAGAUGGAAUUGAAUUGUGUUUCCACAUUGCAACUCCGGCAGAAAAAAUUGCCGUCAUUAGGCAAAGAAUAACAAGCUAUAUCGAGAAUAAGAAGGAGCAUUGGUAUCCAGGACCGAUGGUGAUAUUGAAGGAUACAGAUGGUCUAAAUAUGCUACGAAUAGCGGUUUGGCUACAACAUCGAAUGAACCAUCAAGACAUGGGCGAAAGAUGGGUAAGACGAGCACUUUUGAUCGAGGAAUGUGUAAAGAUUUUUAGAGAAAUGGAUAUCGAGUAUCGAGUAUACCCUAUGAAUGUUAAUGUUACAUCCAUUCCACCUCUCAAUUAUGCUCAUGUCUCUCCACCUAGUUGGAAUGCUCCUCCUUCUGAUAGCGGGAAACAGGUUGUUCUUCCCUAG
Molecule: messenger RNA, 3042 nt
Organism: Chenopodium quinoa (quinoa)
Lineage: Eukaryota; Viridiplantae; Streptophyta; Magnoliopsida; Caryophyllales; Amaranthaceae
Product: mechanosensitive ion channel protein 6-like
Exons: 5
Coding region: 1-3042 (1013 amino acids)
Biological process (GO): transmembrane transport; monoatomic anion transport
Cellular component (GO): plasma membrane
Molecular function (GO): mechanosensitive monoatomic ion channel activity
Source: RefSeq, a predicted model, not a curated record